Aspergillus mulundensis is the source of this 885-nucleotide messenger RNA. RefSeq names its product N-acyl homoserine lactonase family protein. The transcript is spliced from 3 exons. The record is from RefSeq and is a predicted model, not a curated record. NCBI's taxonomy places the organism in Eukaryota, Fungi, Ascomycota, Eurotiomycetes, Eurotiales, Aspergillaceae. Bases 1 to 885 code for a protein of 294 amino acids.
AUGUCCGCCAUCCAAAACCAAAUCGCACAAGGCGCCGUUCCCAAUGCUGUCUCCAAUGUCUGCCCGCAAGGUACCAAAUUUCACGUCCUAGAAUGCGGCUGGCUCGAAUGCGAUGAGGGCUUUGUUACGCGCGGCGGUAACACCUCAACGAAAUCCACGGAGGGCAAAUCCUUCGUCAACAAGCGCCGCCAGAUGCCGAUGUACUGUAUCCUGAUCGAGCAUCCCCACGAGGGUCUGAUCCUCUGGGAAACUGGCAGCGGAAAGAACUAUCCUGAAGUCUGGGGCCCUGUUGUUGCGGAUAUCUUUGCACGCGUCCGGUAUGAGCCACAGCAUGAGCUGCGGGCUGCGAUCGAGGCGACGGGAAACAGGGUCGAAGACGUCAAGAAGAUCAUCAUCGGCCACCUGCAUCUGGAUCACGCCGGAGGUCUGGAUGAGUUCAUGGAUAACAAGGACGUUGAGGUCUGGGUGCAUGAGCGGGAAUUUCAUUCUGCGUUUUGGUCUGUGGGGACGGGCGCUGAUGCGGGCGUUUACCUUGCGCAUUACUUGAAUCUGUCGCUGAACUGGAAAACAUUCAACGACCAAACCCUCGACUUCUGCCAGGGCAUCACCCUGCACCAUCUACCAGGCCAUACGGAUGGAAUGAUUGGGAUGCAAAUCAACAUGCCUGAAACAGGAACCUUUUUCUUCAUCAGUGACCAUUGCCACGUUCUGGAGAAUUGGAUCGACGGUAUCCCUCAGGGAUGGCUGGCUCGAGACCACCCAGCGUGGUUUCGGAGCACUCAGCGCUUGAAGCAAUUGGAGAGGAUAACGAGAGGGCGAGUUAUCCCGGGCCAUGACGAGAAGACGUUUCUAGAUCUGCAGAAGCAGGCGAAGGUGUUUACAUAG